Messenger RNA from Westerdykella ornata, 1119 nucleotides. RefSeq names its product XAP5-domain-containing protein. Gene Ontology annotation, biological process: chromatin organization. The transcript is spliced from 3 exons. The record is from RefSeq and is a predicted model, not a curated record. The coding region runs from base 1 to 1119 and encodes 372 amino acids. Gene Ontology annotation, cellular component: nucleus. NCBI's taxonomy places the organism in Eukaryota, Fungi, Ascomycota, Dothideomycetes, Pleosporales, Sporormiaceae.
AUGGAUCGAUUCAAGUCCGCAUCCUCUGCUGAAAACUCAAGAGGGGCGACUCCCGUCAACUCUCGUUUCACAUCCCAGGCUGCCACUGCGGAGGACCUGCUCAAAGAGCAAACGGUUGGCCUGGUCCAACUCGAUGACUUCCGCAAAAGGCGCGCCGAAGCCUUGGAACGCAGAGAGCGCGAGGGAUCAGCUGGUACCUCCGGUGCUACGACACCCAUAGACGGUGUUUCCACCGCCCAGCCGGCUUUCAAGAAGAGGAAGAAGAUAGCCAACAAAGGCAAACUGUCUUUUGCUGUCGACGAAGAAGAAGAUGCAGGAUCCAGUGCGUCCGCCGCUCCCACACCGCUGAGCGGUAAAUCCGCGAAGACAUCCGCCGUCAACUCGGAAGACGAAACCAGAAUACCCAAGAAGAAGCUUGAGGCCAAUACGAAUGUGGGCCUCAAACCCAGAGUCAUGACCAAGUCGGCUCUGGCGCGUGAGGCACAGCAGGCCGAGCUGGCACGAAGAGACUUCCUCGCGCGACGGGAUGCGGUCAAGGCCACCGACAUCAGCAUACCAUUCGUUUUCUAUGAUGGGACCAAUAUUCCGGGUGGGCGAUGUCGAGUGAAGAAGGGAGAUAAUAUAUGGCUCUUCCUAGACAAGGCGCGGAAGGUGGGCGCAGAACUUGGUGUAGGUGGAGAUAAAGGCAAGAGAGAGUGGGCAAGAGUCAGCAUAGACGACUUGAUGCUCGUGCGAGGAGAGGUCAUUUUACCGCAUCACUAUGAUUUUUACUACUUCAUCUUCAAUAAAGUCGCCGGCUUCAACGGGCCGCUGUUCAACUACUCCGCAGAAGCCACCAAGGCUACACCUUCAACGAGCGAGACCAGUGCAACCGAAGCUACUGAGUACAAUCCCCUCGAGAGGCACGGGACGGAUAAGGACAAGGCAGCAGCGGUUCCAGAGGAGGAGCUGGAAGGAUACAAUGAGGAUGCGACGAUGACCAAGGUGGUGGACAGAAGAUGGUACGAACGCAACAAGCACAUUUUCCCUGCCAGUGUCUGGGAAGAAUACACUCCGGAGAAGGACCUGUCCAAGGCAAAGCGCAAGGACGCGGAAGGGAACGCAUUCUUCUUCUCGUAA